Messenger RNA from Osmerus eperlanus (European smelt), 17239 nucleotides. It is a transcript of the gene abca12, whose product is annotated as ATP-binding cassette, sub-family A (ABC1), member 12. The record is from RefSeq and is a predicted model, not a curated record. Bases 137 to 16573 code for a protein of 5478 amino acids. Gene Ontology annotation, biological process: lipid transport; transmembrane transport. Gene Ontology annotation, molecular function: ATP binding; ATP hydrolysis activity; ABC-type transporter activity. Gene Ontology annotation, cellular component: intracellular membrane-bounded organelle; membrane. Lineage: Eukaryota; Metazoa; Chordata; Actinopteri; Osmeriformes; Osmeridae. The transcript has 77 exons.
ACUUUCGUCAAGUAGCGUUUUAAAUUUGCUUCUCAUAUUUGUCCAUUUAUGGGUAACAUCACUUGCUAGCGCGAUGCUUUCGGUACAAAUUGAUCGAAAUCCAUAAUUCCCGUAAAGAACAAGGAGCUUCCCACUGAUGGCAUUUGUUCACCAACUUCGGCUAUUACUUUGGAAAAAUGGCCUUAGUGUCAUCAGACAACCGCGAUGGUCUGUGGCACUUCUGGUCUGGCCGCUGGUCAUCUUUAUCAUACUUGCCAUCACCCGAUCUCAGUUCCCUCCUAAGCUGAGAGACUCAUGUUAUGUGGCUCCGCGGAAUCUUCCCAGCACUGGCUUCUUCCCUUUCCUACAGACUCUCAUGUGCAACACAGACGGCAACUGCCAUAACAAGUCCUUUCUGGUGGGCCGGAGCACCUCUAAAUCCAAAGCAGCUUCGUUUGGGGCCAAAGAUGCCAAGAGGUUGUACCUCCUUCCCUCAGGCCCACCCUUACUGAGCAGCCUCCAAACAGGUGGCAUGGUCCGCUCAGUCCUGGCCAAGAGUACAGCCAGCCAACCAAGUGUCAUGGGUAUCUGGGACCAGAUUCUGAAUUCCACCCUAAAAGGCAUACCAAACAACAUAUCACUAAUGAAUGGCUUCAAUACCACAGUGCUGGGGAACCAGGAAGCUCUCAAUUCCAUGCUGGAGUCUGUGAGUAUGUUGAAGAAGUCCCUGUGCAGCUUCUCUCUGAGUGUCCUCAACAUGUCCACCCUCUCCUCCAUCCACCCUCUCACCUACGGCAUCAUCACCUUUUGCAAGUCAAAUGACACACUACUGGAGGUCUCCCUGCUCACCAUCAACCAGAUUCUCAUGGAGGUGAUGCUGACCAACCCUGCAGAGGCCAUGACAAUGGCGGGGCAGGCAGUGGUGGUGUUUGACACGAUCCAGAAAGACAGCUCCCUGUGGGAGGGGCUUCUGGGCCUGCCCAGCCUCCUGGUACCAAGCAGUGUUGACCAGGCCCUGGACGAGGCCCAGGCUCUUCUCACCAACAUACAGAGAACUAUGGCCGCUCUUCAGAGCAAUAUUCCUGAAGCUGAUCCAUCCAUCUCUGUGGUGAACCCUGCCAUCAUGGGGGGAAUCAACCUAGUUCAGUACCUUCGCAACUGGCCAGGCAGAGAUGUGUAUAUCUCUCUCGGUGAUGUUGUCACUGCACAGAAUGACUCAUCCUUAAUGAAUGAAGUUGUCCAACAAGUUCUACAGAAAGUUCAGAUCCCUUUAGACAAGGCCAUAGGGCUGAUCAUGAACAGAUCUCUGGUUCACUCUUAUGUAUGUGACCAGAGCAGCAAUGCCUACUGGCUGCAGGCUGCCUGCAGCACAGGCACAGUGGAUACACUUCUUAGCUGGAUCAGUCCAAAAAAAGUGGCUGAACAGGUCUUCUUGGCCUGGUCUCAGGAUGCAGCCUCCAAGGACGUGGUCUUCUUCAAAGGACUACUGCAUAGCCUUUUGGGAGUGUACGCCCAAGGAAACCAGGGAUCCGCUGACAACACCAGGUCCCAGAGGAGUAGUGACACGCAGCCACAGAACGUUGGGGAACAACUGUUCAUGGGUGUAGGCUCAACUCUGCUUGAGCUUCUGAAAGACCUUCCAGGCUCGCAGUAUAUCCACAGCUUCCUUAUGGGCGGACACACCUCCAUGCAGCUGGCCAGUCAGGCCAUGGACACCACAGAGAAAAUGAUGGAUAAGUUGUCGGCCGAAGCCCAAAACUUACAAAAGAUCUUCUUGUCUCUGAUGGCCAACCAGUCUAUGGCAGACCUCUAUGCUGAGAAGCUCAUAAACUCCAGCACUGAGAUAUUGAUAAGGGUUCUGGUGAAACAGGACACCGUCAAGUGUGAGGAGCUUCUCAAACCACUGACUACCAUAAGCACCAUGGACCCAAGGCUUUGGGUGACCAUGAUUUGCCCAGGCAAUGACUCCCACCUACAACAGUACCUGCUGGCCGAGUGGAUGCCUGUUAUUUUGAAGGCGACACUCUUCGUGGAUGUGGUCCAAGGCAAAGAAUCAUUCAACGUCACUUUACCCAUGAUUCUCUCUGAGUGGCACAGGCUAUCAGCCACCUCGCUACGCUUCGGUGCGUUCCUGGAGAGAUUCUUCACAGGGUUCUAUAAGGACUAUUUUGAGGCCUGGGUUCCAGAGAACGUAACUGUCGACUGGCAAGAAAUUAUCAUGACAAGGGGUCUAGGGGCAUUGGGGACAAUGGGGUCUGAACUCCAAAUGACCACGAUGUGGCCCUCCAUAGAGACAUACUUUCACAUUGCGUACUGGAUAAUGACAUACCAACCCAAUAUAACUGGACCUCCAACCUGUACUCUUGAUCUUGAGACAUUCGUGCCCGCAUGUCAGACUGGUUUCACCUGGGAGAACUUCAUUCCUACCACAGCACUUCUGCUUCAGGAUUUUCCAGGCAAUCCUGCAGCCUUACUUAGAUAUGUGCAAGGGUCAUUGGCUUUUGUUCAAGGAAUCUACAGAGACUUCUAUACAGCCACCCUCAUGAAGUAUCUCAGCUCCCCAGCUGUAAUACCAGGAGACGGCUCUAUCUCCAGCUUCCUGGUCAAUGUGACACAUGCUCUGGACAAGAACAUCCAUCUUAUUUCCAACUUGAUGAGCAUGGAGCAGUUCAAUCCCAAGCUCUCCCUCUUUCUCCUCAACAACUUGCUUGAUGCUCUGGGAUUGAGGCCUUUGGAGGCUUUGUGGACGCAGGGUCCCCCUAACGCCUCCUCUGUCCUAACCAUAGCCCUGGAAGUGGGCUGGAACACCCAAAAACUCUUCACCGGCCUGCCAGUCUGUAACUCACAAGCUGAGUUGGAGGACUUGCUCAUGCAGUUCUUGUCCAUGAACAUGAACCUCACAUUGCCUCUGUCCCUUAGCCUUGGAGACGGCCUGCUCACCUACACAAGCUCUCUAAACUCUACAGACCUGGCCUUUCUUAGGGAGAUCCUCAAGUCUCUCACCAAUCACACAUCAGCAGGCAUCACCGACACAGUCCUACAGGCUUUGGAACUCUUGAAACAGGUGCUCGAAGCCCCCAACAAUGACCCAACAGCGCUGAUCCUGGGCUACCUUCACCAGCUACAGGGGUUCCUGGCUUCUGCCAUCGAGUUACUCAGGUACGAUCAGCUACUGCUGCCUGGAGGGAACCUGACUAUGGCCCAGGUCACUGAUCUCCAUCUGGCUGUAGUGGACCUUCUCCAGAUCCUCUCUCCCGCCUCCCUCCAGGCCCUCAGCCAGGCAGGAGAGCAGGCAGCCCUGGGUGCAGUUAUGCAACAGUUUGGAGCCCUCCUACCUCCUGAGCUCCAGCAGCGCUUCAUGGGCCUGAUCAAACACACUCAGGCCCUGGUGGAGAGCUUAACAGCCUGUUCAGUGACAGGGCAAGACUGCACAUCUGCUGUUUCCCAGGUCUUCCAGAUCCUCUCUCAGGCUGCUGAAGCAAUGUUAUCGACUAGCGGAAACAUCACUAUCCAGCUGGGGCCAGUUAAUCCUAACCUGGUGACCGCAGAGUCCUUCUCUGUGACGGGCAGCCUUCUGUCUCUGCUCCUGUCCUGGACAGAUGAGACCAACAUGUCCUACUCUCCAGAGGCCCUUAUGAAGUCUGUGAAUCAGAUCCUUAAUUUCCUCCAGCAGGUCACCAGUCAGCCCAACAUCAGCAUAUCUGCUCUCCAGGAGGCUCUCAGACAAUCGAACCUCACCCUAUGGCAACUGGAUAGAAUUGCCACAUUGGCUGGAGCGGCAAACAUUCCCGACCUCCUGGCUAACAUCUUGGGCAUUGCCAGUGUUCCUCAGUGCCUGGAGCUCCAACCUAUGAACAUAACAGCCAACAUGGGUGUGGCUGACACCAGUCCAGCUAAGUGUGCAUUGGAGCUGAUUGAUGGAGUCAGUGGCUUCAUCCAGCACCUGCCCAUGCCUCCAGGCAGCCAGUCAAAUUACACCGCACUCGUCGCUGUUAUCCCAAUCCUGGUCAACCAGUCUGUUAGCAUCGGCUUAGCAUCUGCUUCUGGUUCAGGCUCACCUACAUCUAUCAUGCAGGCCCUAACCAGCACCCUGGCAGGCAUUAGAGAGAACAUCAAACCCCUCUCCCUCGAGUCCAUCCAGCAAGUGAGCAAUGAGCUUAGUAUAGUGGAGGGUCUACUCUACUUGGCCUCUUCGGGACAAUAUCCUCUCCAUACACUGAACUCCACUCUGCUGGAGGAAUCGUUAUAUGCCCAGAAGGUGUAUUUGGAGAUCGCCCAGUGGUACUUGAGGAAGUUGGAAAAUGUGACAAGCACCAGCAAUUUUUCCGAGCUCCUUCACCCUUUCUACUACAUUACCGAGAUGCAGCUGGCCCUGCAGAUCUCUCAAACGGAGUUUUCCCUUUUUGUCAGCAAUCAGGUUGAAGACCUAAUCAAAAACACCCACAAUCCCAUAGAUGGCACAGAGGUUAGCAAUAUAGGGCAGGCAGUUGCCAAUAUACUCCAAGUUUGCAUGGAACAGGUGAGGCAAAACCUUCAGCUCCAGAAUGACUAUUACCAGGGCAUGGAGUACCCACCAGAUUUGAACUCAUCCAUGCUGAACAUGGUUGACACCUUGGUCCAGAAGUACCUUAACAUAACACUUCAUUGGCUGAGAGACCCCCACGUGACCUCUGUCAUCACCAGCAUGCUCCAAUGGAACAACAGCUCCAUGAGCAUCACUGUCCCAGGCCAAGACCUCUUCAAGCUGCUUCAGACAAUAGCGCCUCUUCUAACACCCGAUGAACAGGCCUACCUUGUCCUCAUCGACCAGAUCACCCAGUCCCUGAACCAGGUGCUAUUGGUGGCCAGCCAACCAGGCGGCUUGGAGAGUGAUCUCUUCAUUGGAGCCAUAUUGAAUGCAGCCAGGACUGUGCUGAGUAACUUGACUGCCAUGACUGGCCCCCUGCCUCCCUCAGUCAGUGACAACAUCAUGGGAGUACUUCACAGUUCACUCCUCCUGGCCCUAAGACCUCAGAUGGCCUAUGCCCAGGCCCGUAACCUCACCCUGGACAUCUUGUGGAGAGGAGAAGGACUCAUCCAGGACCUGAUCCCAAUGGCUGCUGAAUACCUUCUGCCUGGAAUCAAACUCAUGCGCACAUACUUUCAGAUCAUCUCCACAGCUGGUGGCCCAGACAAAUUGAAUGAGAUCAUUCUGGGUGAGCUGAGCACAGUUCAGAGUCUCUUGCCCCCUGACAACAGUACACAAGCCUAUAUGUCUGUAAUCAUGAGCAUCAGUCACUUCAUCUUGGACCCCAGCCAAGGCAACACAGGCCUGUGGCUGAGCUUUGAAAACAUCACUGUUGAAAACGUUGCUCAAAUUACUAAUCAGAUGGGAAGUCUUCUAAACUCUCUGCUGCCACUCAUCAUCGGGGAACAAGGCAUGAAUUUAACCCUUCUCACACCCAGUGAGAAGGUCUACUUUGUGCUCAUCGACCAGAUCACCCAGUCCCUGAACCAGGUUCUGUUGGUGGCCAGCCAACCAGGCGGCUUGGAGAGUGAUCUCUUCAUUGGAGCCAUAUUGGAUGCAGCCAGGACUGUGCUGAGUAACUUGACUGCCAUGACUGGUCCCCUGCCUCCCUCGGUCAGUGACAACAUCAUGGGAGUACUUCACAGUUCACUCCUCCUGGCCCUAAGACCUGAGAUGGCCUAUUCCCAGGCCCGUAACCUCACCCUGGACAUCUUGUGGAGAGGAGAAGGACUCAUCCAGGACCUGAUCCCAAUGGCUGCUGAAUACCUUCUGCCUGGAAUCAAACUCAUGCGCACAUACUUUCAGAUCAUCUCCACAGCUGGUGGCCCAGACAAAUGGAAUGAGAUCAUUCUGGGUGAGCUGAGCACAGUACAGAAUCUCUUGCCCCCUGACAACAGUACACAAGCCUAUAUGUCUGUGAUCAUGAGCAUCAGUCACUUCAUCUUGGACCCCAGCCAAGGCAACACAAUCCUGUGGCCAAGCUUUGAAAACAUCACUGUUGAAAACAUCACUGUUGACGAUAUUUCUCAAAUUACUAAUCAGAUGGGAAGCCUUCUAAACUCUCUGCUGCCACUCAUCAUCGGGGAACAAGGCAUGAAUUUAACCCUUCUCGCACCCAGUGAACAAGCCUACCUUGUCCUCAUCGACCAGAUCACCCAGUCCCUGAACCAGGUGCUAUUGGUGGCCAGCCAACCAGGCGGCUUGGAGAGUGAUCUCUUCAUUGGAGCCAUAUUGAAUGCAGCCAGGACUGUGCUGAGUAACUUGACUGCCAUGACUGGUCCCCUGCCUCCCUCAGUCAGUGACAACAUCAUGGGAGUACUUCACAGUUCACUCCUCCUGGCCCUAAGACCUGAGAUGGCCUAUGCCCAGGCCCGUAACCUCACCCUGGACAUCUUGUGGAGAGGAGAAGGACUCAUCCAGAACCUGAUCCCAAUGGCUGCUGAAUACCUCCUGCCUGGAAUCAAACUCAUGCGCACAUACUUUCAGAUCAUCUCCACAGCUGGUGGCCCAGACAAAUUGAAUGAGAUCAUUCUGGGUGAGCUGAGCACAGUUCAGAGUCUCUUGCCCCCUGACAACAGUACACAAGCCUAUAUGUCUGUGAUCAUGAGCAUCAGUCACUUCAUCUUGGACCCCAGCCAAGGCACUGCAACCCUUUGGCCGAGCUUUGAAAACAUGACUGUUGAAACCAUUGCUCAAAUUACUAACCAGAUGGAAAGUCUUCUGCAGUCUCUGGUUCCCCUCAUCCUUGAAGAACAAAGCAUGACUGCAACCAUCCCAUCCCUUGAGAUGUUUAAUGAUAUCAACACAAUCAUCGUAGACAUCCUCACUGGACAGGCCGACCAGCCCACCUGGGACAAGCUGCAAAGGAUCCUGGGGGAUCUGCUGUUGACCGUCAGAGGGUCCUCCUGCUGGGACUCUGUGCCCCCUGCUGUGUCUGUGAUGAGGGGUGUUGUGGGAGCUCUAGUUCAAAACUUGAAGGCUGAGACAGAUCUGAUAAUCAGCUUCCAGAUACCCCUAACUACUCUGAUAUCAGAGAUUGUGCAUUCUGUUAAUGCCAGUCAGCUGAACAUUGCUGAUGUUUUGGAGCAAAUGUCCCACGCCAUCCAGAACACUGUGGAAUCUACCAUACAGGACAAUGCGAGCAACGAGGCCUUGGAGUGCAGGAAUGUUCUGGAAGUUUGGGAUCAGGUUAGAGAGGCGGCUGGGCUCAGUACGGACACCCUGGAAAUGUGGUGUAACAUCAGCCUGCUGCCGGUUAUAAAGUCAUUCGAGGCAUCCAAUCAACUCUUUGCCACUCUGAAUAAUAAUAUGACUGGAAUGGCGAUGGCUGCAGGAUCAGUGAAUGGUACAGCUGCUGGGAUUGUGGCAGCUCUGCGGUCUCUUUACUGGGUCAACGCCAAUCUCACACGUGUCUCUGAGCAGCUGACCUCGGUCUUGUUGUAUCAUUUCACCCAGCUGGGAGAAGUAGUCGUGAGCCCUGCCACCCAGGCUCAGUGGAAUGCCAUGUUCCUCGGAAUGCAGCUAAGACAGAGUAUGGAGGGCAUCAGGUUGGCCCUAGAGCAGAUGGAGGCCCUGGACCCAAGCAUACAGCCCUAUACCAAACCCCUGGAGAUGGCCAUCAACUACACCAUGGAGAAUAGUCAUCUCCUGCAGAACACCACCUCAGCCCAGGACCUCAUCAUGCAGGUGUUGGAGAUUCUUCUGACAGGAACCAAUUUACCCUCUGACACUCUCAGCUCUAUCCUGAACAGUGGCUUGUUCUCUGGGCCAGAAAGUAACUCCAUCGAUGGUCUCAUAAAGGAUGUGGUUAAACAGGUCAUCCAAAUGCAAAUGCUGGGAGACGUUCCUAUGGUCUACGGGGUCAUGGAACAGUUGCUGGCAGCCAAGGACACCAGUCUGAUCCUGGAGAAGGUGCUUGAGUUCGGUGUCUGGUGGGGUUCGACCCAGGCCUCAGGGGUAGACCUGGUUAGCGAGACCCUGCCCCGGAUGUACGAGGUGGUAAAAGCCCUCCUGUCCACCUUAACCCAGAUGGGUGUCCCUCUACCUAUAGACUCCAACAUGUUUGUUGACCUGGCUGGGAACCUUUUGAUGAUGCUGAGACAGAUAGCCAGCUCCAGCAAUGUGCUUGGCCCCAUGGACCAAUACUUGAGCCAAAUUCAGGAUGAGAUGGGCGUCCGGACCCUAACCAGAAGGACCAGACGCCAGGCUAUGUGGGAGCCCAGGAGAGAACCCAUGGAUGACUUCAUAGACCUGUUCUACAUUGACUAUGCUUCUCUAUUCCGGGCCCUUUCCGUCCCCCCCACUUUUCCUGAGAUCAUGGAGACCAGCCACAUGUUCCUGGCCAACCCGGACCUGGCUGUGGUCGUGAAAGGGGUGACCUGGGACCUUACCAUGAAUUCCUCCCAAGACGAGGCCAUCGACACAGCUCUGGGUGUUCUCUCCCUCCUAACCCUUCCGACUCAGUGGAAGAUCUAUGAAAGCCUAUUUGUGGAACUGGGUAAAGAGAGCUGGAGUCUGGAGUCGCUGGCGAAUAUGGAUAAGCUGACUGUGGGUCUUGGAAGGAUAGUGGACGUAGCCAUGGUGCUCUCCCAGCAGCCGUCUGUCAACAUUGCCCAGAGGGUGGGACACAUUGUGGAACAGCUCAGUGACUCGAUUGCUCAAAUAGUCAGUGGACAGGGCCAGGGCCAGAACGUCGCGGUCAACUUCCUCUCUGCUGUCAACAACAUCUUGUCUGAGAACCUGAUGGAGGUCACAGAUGUUGCUCCUAAAGUCACUGCUAUCAUCAGUCACAUUCUCAACACGGUGACCAGGCCUGAAGCCCAGAUGACCCUGGCUCCCUACUUGCUGGCUUUAGAUCAGACCAUCGGCACCUUCUCCUCCUACCUUUCUGCUGAAGACCUUGUGUACUUCAACACCUCUGGGCAGAUGUUGAAAGGUCUAGCCCUGCUGGUGGCUUUCCCCAGGGAUCUGGAGAAGAUGGUGCAGGCUAGCCACAUCAUCUCCAACUCUCUGGACCACCUCCUGACUUUCAAGGGUGAGACCACCCUUCCAAACGGACAGUCAAUUCAGACAAUCACCCACCCUCUCAUCCUAAAUAGCGCCCUGGCUACACAAGUGCUAUGGAAUCUCACUGAUGCCAACCUCACAUUUAGCAAUGAUCAGGAAAAGGAGGCCAUGGUCAAAAAGACCUUCCGUGCCCUAGUAGCCCUACUACCUGAGGACCAGAGGAUAUACAUCUUGCCCCUAGAGCAACACCUCCUCUCCGCCCUCUCGGGAGUGUCCAACACGGCCCAGAUCCCCCCGGCCUUCCUGGGGAUCUCCAGCCAGGUCACCAUGUCUAUACUAGCUAUGCUCAACAUGACCCACACCCCUGUGUCCCAAGACAUUGGUAUACGGGACAUGGUUCAGGUCCUCUCUGUGGUGUCCCAGCAAGUGUCUAUGAGCCUGUGGCAGGGCCUAAUGACUCCCACUUCUGCCACCCACAUUCCCAGCGUGUUCAUGUCCCUGAACCAGGCAGUUCGCACACUGAUGCCUCUAUUACCGGCUGAGGGCCAAAAGUACCUCAAUGUCUCGCUUCACGUCCUGGAAAUAACUGCCACCAGUCUCAACUACUCUGCCGCCACCGGAGACAUAGAGGGCGCCAUGAAUGUCGUGGCCAGCUCCAUCCAGACCCUCCUGGCAUCCGUGUCAGCCCCAGGCCUAGAGAGCACAGGCAGCAUUGUAGGAGACCUUGAACACACCAUACGGAAGCUGCUGCUAGUGCUGCAGUCCGGCCAACAACCUCUGGCCCAGGCGGUUGACAUCACCCAGCUGCUCCUCCAGAGUGUUCACACCCUGCUGGGCCAAGCCAACGGCAGCAUGGAGGCCAACCUGGCGCAGGUGGUUCUUCAGGGAGUGAAUAUCAACACAGGGCACCUCCUGAUGAUCAACGACACCAACUGGACACACAAGUUGUCAAUAGUGCUGUUAGACAUAGCUGACAGGGUCCCUGAGGACCUCCCCUUUGCUCCUCUCAUCAAGAACAUCACCCGAGGCCUGGCCGCAGAAUCUCAUGAGAACCUGGCCCUCCUGCAGCGCGCCAUCCAGUCAGGCCAUUUACUCAUCAACACCACUUGGACAGAUGAAAAUUUCCGCAGGAUACUGAACCAAAUGUUGUCCACGGUGUGUGCCAUAGAGAAGACGGGCUCCAUUCAGCAGCUGCUGCAGAGUAUGUCUGUCAGUCAGGGGCUGCUGUGUGAGACGGUGCUGCCUGUCACCCAGGCCAUGUAUGAGCUCACCAAGAAUCUGGUCCAGGACAGCUCAAACCUGUAUGAUGCCCUCUUUGAAACUUUCAUCGGAGACCCCAUGACCUACGAUGUCCAGACUAACUGGACCUCCAUGUUCAGUGAUGCGUUUGGUCUGAACGUCAGCUCCGUGAUGGAACUCAACAUCAACAUGACUGGUCUAGGAGUGGCCAAAGUGUCUGAGAUCCUGAGGAACAAGACAGCGUUUCUUCUGGACAUCCAGACUCACACAGACAUCCCGAUACAGGCGGUAGAGCUGCUGAUUGACACCAAUCUGCCUAGCAGCAACCUCCAGAUCCUGUCCUGGCUGGUUAACAUGCGCUACUGCGACAACCCUGCCAGCCUGACCAUGAACCUCACAGACCAGGUCAUCUUCAGGAUGUUCUGCUCCCUGCCACCUGUUCAGUGGUACAACUUCAUUGUGCUGAUGGCCCGCCACAUCAACUUGGAAAGUGUUAUCUACAGGCUGGUCUUGUCCAGUGAUUUGCAGAGCGUGGUGGGGAUCAUGCUGCAGAUGGCCAAGUUUCUGAUAGACAUGAUGGGCAAGCUGCUUCCUUCCAUCAACCGCCUGCAGGACUACCUGCUCUCCAUCGGUGACCUCAACCUGGUGGCAAACCCAGAGUUCCGUGGUCUGGUGCUAGGAAAACAGUCUGUGAUGUCCAGCAAAGCCACAUUCACCACCGUGUCCAAGGCAGUCUGCAACCACGGCAUCAUGUCUCUGCUCGGCAUCUCCAAGCUGCCCCUCAUGGACGCGUCUGACCCCUCCACACAGCAGGACCACAAGAUCGAUGACCUGGUGGAGAAGUUCAAGAUCCCUCGCGAUGCCACUCCGUUCUGCAUGAGCCUCUACCUGGACAUGGUGAACACCACUGGGGGAGCCAUCGCCUGGGCCUUCCUCAAGCCUAUGCUACUAGGCCAGGUCCUCUACAGCCCUGACACACCCCUGACCAGAGCCAUCAUCCAGAAGUCCAAUGCCACUCUGCAGCAGUUUGCCAACCUAAAGAUGUACUCUGAAGACUGGCUGCAAUCCUCCUCCUUCAUCAUGCAGUCAGCCAAGAUACUGACCCAAACUCUGCCAAUGCUUCAGAAUUCCCUCAGCAUCCCCUUUGUUAAGGCUUUCAUCGAGAGUCAGACUAACAUCAAUGUGGGCAACAUGAAGGAUACGCUCAGCAGUUUCUCCAACAUGACCACCUUGUUGGAGAGGAACAAACCCAUCGUCCAGCAGAUCACAACGCUCUCCUCCCUCAUGAAGAACCUCUCCUCCUGUAUUAACUUUGACCGCUACCGAGCCUACAACUCAUCCAAGGAUCUGAACACCGUGGCGGAGAAACUGGCCAAAACACGAGACCUCUAUGCCAGUGUCAUUUUCAAGCUGCCCAAGGAUGGUGCCUCUUCCAGGAAGCGCCGGGACACCUCAGGCCAAAUCCUACCUCCCAAAGUGGGCUACACCAUCCGCAUGCACAUCGACAACUCCAUGCGUACCGACCGCACGCGGACCCCCUUCUGGAUCCGGAGCGCGCAAAUCUGGCCCCAGGCGCUGCGCUACACCCGCGGCUUCGUCUACCUGCAGGAGACCAUCGAGAGGGCCAUCAUAGAGACCCAUACGGGCCGGGAAAUCGCCGAACCAGCGGUCCAAGUCCAGGCCUUCCCCUACCCCUGCUACUACAGGGAUGAGUACCUGGAGAGCCUGGCAUUUGCGUUGCCAUUGGUAUUGAUGCUCUCCUGGGUGCUGUUCAUCGCCGACUUUGUCAAGAAGCUGGUUCACGAGAGAGAGCUCCGACUACAUGAGUACAUGAAAAUGAUGGGCGUAAGUCCCAUGAGCCACUUCUUCGCCUGGUUCCUGGAGAGCGCCACCUUCCUGCUGAUCACCAUCUCCAUCCUCACCAUCAUCCUGAAGGCGGGCCACGUGUUGCCCAAGAGCGACGGCCUCCUGAUCUUCCUCUACCUGUGCGACUACGGCCUCAGCAUCAUCGCCAUGAGCUUCCUCAUCAGCUCCUUCUUCGACAAGACCAACAUCGCUGGCCUGAGUGGCAGUCUGAUCUACAUCAUCUGUUUCUUCCCCUACAUCGUGGUCAUGUCCAUGGAGUCCUCACUCACCGCCGCUGGCAAGAACGCCCUGAGUUUGUUUGCCCCCACGUGUUUCAGCUACGCCAGUCAAUACAUCACUCGCUACGAGAACCAGGAACAAGGAAUUCAGUGGAGCAAUUCGUACAUGUCCCCGAUGCCUGGAGACUCAGCGUCGUUCGGCUGGAUGUGCUGGCUCCUGCUCAUCGACUCGGCCCUCUACUUCCUGAUAGGAGCAUACAUCCGCACGGUUUUCCCAGGAAAGUAUGGCAUAGCGGCACCGUGGUACUUCCCCGUGUUGCCCUCCUUCUGGGCAGACGUGCUCUGCUGCUGGGGCAGGAGACCCGACAGCACAGGCAAGGGUCUGCUGUUCACCAACAUCAUGCAGAGGAACCAGCCCGUCUUCUCCACUGACAAAGAUGAAGGGAAGAGCGGUCUGUCCCACCAUGUGGACGAGGAGUUCUCCGACCUGCCCGUGGGUGUCGCUCUACACGGACUGACCAAGAUCUACGGCCAGCAGGCCGCCAUCCAGAACCUCAACCUUUCCUUCUACGAGGGCCAUGCCACUGCUCUGCUCGGACACAACGGCGCUGGCAAGACCACUACUAUGUCUCUUCUCACAGGCCUCUUUGCACCAUCCUCCGGCACCAUCGAGGUGUACGGCCGGGACAUGCAGAGCAACAUUGACCAGGUCCGCAAGGAGCUGGGGGUCUGCAUGCAGUACGACGUCCACUUUGACCACCUGACCACCAAGGAGCACCUGCUGCUCUAUGGGCAGAUAAAGGCCCCCCACUGGUCACAAAAGGAACUACAGGAGCAAGUGCACAAAACCUUGCAGGAGACCGGCAUGUAUGCCCACAGGCACAAGCGGGUGGGCACCCUGUCUGGGGGAAUGAAGAGGAAGCUGUCCAUCUCCAUCGCCUUCAUCGGCGGCUCGCGCCUGGUGGUCCUGGACGAGCCCACCACCGGGGUGGACCCCUGCUCCAGACGCAGCAUCUGGGACAUUGUCAUCCAGCACAAGAAGGACCGUACCAUCAUCCUGUCCACUCAUCACCUGGACGAGGCGGAGGUGCUGAGUGACCGGAUCGCCUUCCUGGAGAGAGGUGGCCUCAAAUGCUGCGGCUCGCCGUUCUACCUGAAGGACAAGCUGGCGCAAGGAUACAACCUCACCCUCACCAAGAAGGUCCAGGAGCCGGGCUCCAAGGUGCAGUUCAACAGUGCAGAGGUGAGGACCUUCAUCCAGCAGCACGUGCCCGAGGCCAGACUGAAGGAAGGCGAGGUAGGGGACGUGGUGUACUCCCUGCCCCCCUUCACCUCCGACACCGCCUCCGCCUACCGCUCCCUCCUCUCCGCGCUGGACGCCAAUCUGGACAGCCUGCAGCUGGGCUGCUACGGCAUCUCCGACACGACCUUGGAGGAGGUGUUCCUCCAGCUGACCAGGGAUAACCUGGAGCCUGAGGACGACCAGCUCCGGUCUGUGUCUGAAUCUGUCCCAGAGGCGUCGCCCUCCGUCGACAGCCUACCAGAGGACCUCAGUGACAGCGGCUCCAGCUUCGGGGACAAAGCCGGUCUGACCGGCUCAUCCACAGUGCACGGCCUGGCCUUGGUCUGGCAGCAGAUCUUGGCCAUGCUGAUGAAGAGGAUCCACCAUUCUCGCCGGGACUGGAAGGGCUUGAUCUCCCAGGUGGUCCUGCCUGUCAUCUUCGUCAUGUUAGCCAUGGGCCUGGGCUCCAUCAGGAGCGACCUGCAGCACUUCCCCGAGAUGGAGCUGUCCCCCGUCCUGUACAACGUCGGACCUCAGUACACCUUCUUCAGUAACCAGAACUCAGACUCCAGCAAACUGGUGGACACCAUGAUGGCCUAUCCUGGGAUUGAUAAUGGCUGCCUGGGCAGCCCUGAUAACCCGGUGUGCAGCAGAAACGCACAGCCAGACACCUGGGAGACCAAGGGGAAUAGCUCGGACGUGUUUGAACCCUGCAAAUGUGGCCAUCAGGAACAGGUGUGUCCGAACCACCAGUACCAGCCUCCUCAUAAGAAGUUGCCCUCCUCCCAGAUUGCUUACAACCUGACUGGUCUCAAUGUAGAAAGCUAUCUCCUCUCCACAGCUAACAACUUCAUCAGGGACAGGUAUGGAGGCUGGUCGUUUGGGCAGCCACUCCCUACAAGUCUGCAGAUGGACCUAUUGGAAGUGCCCAAAAACAGAACCCUCUCCAAGGUCUGGUACAACCCUGAAGGUCACCACACCAUUCCGGCAUACCUAAACAGUCUGAACAACUUUAUUCUACGCUCCAGCCUUCCUGCUGCCAAGGACCCACAGCAAUAUGGUAUCUCUGUGUUCUCCCAUCCCUAUCCUGGUAAAGUGGACGAAGAAGAUACCAUGAUUCGAGGCAUGGUCCACAUCUUGCUGGCUCUUUGUAUGCUGACGGGCUUCUCGAUUGUGACAGCCAGCUUUGUCAUCUACGAGGUACAGGAACACCAUACUGGCUCAAAAGGACUCCAGCACAUCGCUGGCAUUGGGGAACCCUUCUACUGGACCAUCAACUUCCUCUAUGACAUGACCCUGUACAUGGUCCCAGUGACCCUCUCCCUGGCUGUCAUGGCAGCCUUUGGCCUCCCAGCCUUCACAGAACAGCAGAACCUGGGGGCUGUCACCAUCCUCUUGGUCCUAUUCGGCUUCGCCACCUUCCCCUGGAUGUAUCUCUUGUCGAGCGUGUUCAAGGAUCCAGAGAUGGCCUUCAUCAGCUACGUGUCCAUCAACCUCCUCAUAAGCAUCAACACCAUCAUCUCCACAUCCAUCGUUUACUUCCUGGGAGAACUCAAUAAGAACGACGAGAACAUCCAGCAGGUCUACAGGACCAUGAGCUACGUGUUCCUGAUCUUCCCCCAGUUCAGCUUCGGAAAUGGGCUGAUGGAGCUGGCCCGCAUUGACAUGCAGGUGCAGGUCCUCAAUGCGUUUGGAAUCGACGCCUACAAGAGCCCCUAUGCCAUGGACACCAUAGGCCCCAUGUUCAUCUCCUUGUUCCUACAAGGCAUCACAUUCUUUUCUCUGCGGCUGCUGCUCAACAAGUGGCUCAUUCGUCGAGUCAGGCUUCUGAUCUGCCGCAGGAAGACGGUGCAACCCGCGGGUACUGAGGACGAGGAUGAGGACGUGCAGGCGGAGUACCGGCGUGUGACCAGCGGGUCGGCCCGCUCAGACCUGCUGCAGGUCAACCAGCUGAGCAAGGUCUACCAGCACCUCAGCAAGAAGGUCCAUGCUGUCAAGAGACUGUCUGUAGGCAUCCCAGCUGGGGAGUGCUUUGGCCUGCUGGGGGUGAACGGAGCAGGGAAGACCACAACCUUCAAGAUGCUGACUGGGGACGUCAGCCCCACUGAUGGCACAGCACAAAUCAAGGACUGGGAUGGGAGAAUGGUAGACAUCAUUGACUGCCGUAAUGAGGGUAUAAACAUUGGCUACUGUCCCCAAGUGGACGCCCUGGAUGACUUGUUGACUGGAGAGGAGCAUCUGUACUUCUAUGCCCGCAUACGAGGAAUCUCCAAGAGGGAGAUCGACCGGGUGGUAAACCACCUGCUUCAGAAGCUUGAGCUGAACUACCACAGGCGAAAGAUCACUGAUAGCUACAGCUGUGGAACCCGCAGGAAGCUCUCCACAGCCCUGGCCCUGAUUGGACACCCUCAGAUCCUUCUGCUGGAUGAGCCUAGUUCGGGAAUGGACCCUCGCUCCAAACGCCACUUGUGGAAGAUCAUCUCCGAGGAGGUGAAGGGAAAGUGUGCUGUGGUUCUCACCUCUCACAGCAUGGAGGAGUGUGAAGCUCUGUGCACCCGUCUAGCCAUCAUGGUGAAGGGUCAGUUCAGGUGUCUGGGCUCCCUGCAGCACAUUAAGAACCGGUUUGGUAGCGGAUUCACAGUCAAGAUGUACCUGAAAAUGUAUUUGUGCAAUGUGGAGGUUCUCACCAACUUCAUGCAGCAGCAUUUCCCAAACACAUACCUCAAGGACCAGCACUCCAACAUGGUGGAGUACCACGUUCCCAUAGCACCUGGAGGUGUUGCGGACAUCUUUGACCAGCUGGAGUCCAACAAGGCCACACUGCAGAUCAAGCACUUUUCUGUCAGCCAGACCACGUUGGAUGAGGUAUUUAUUAACUUUGCCAUGGGGAAGGUUGGCAUGGAGACAAUCCCAUUAGACAACGAGGGUUCAGAAGAUUCCAGCAGCCUUGACUCCAUUGAGGCUGUAGACACAUAGGGAUUACAGUCAUUUUGUCUCCAAUGCACUGGAAUGCAAUGUCUGUUGACACAUUCUAUGAAAACUGCUGUACGUGAACCGAUAAUCAUCUCUGUAGGAGCUUAACGUAAAUAUAUGUCACCUUGAUAAAAUUACUUAAUCACUUUCUACUUUGUCUUUGAUGUAAUUUCUAUAUAUUUAAGUUUUAUGUCCUGAUAAAGAAUAAUUAAAUAAUAAAAAAUCAUGAUGUUGGUGCAUGACAGUGGCUGGACCCAUGUGCAAUUGUGCAGUAAUCUAUUUACUUUAUCCAAAAAUAGAAAUAAGGGUUUCUCAAAUGAAGGAUCUUGUACUGUAAUAUUAUUGGAAAUCUAUAUAUUUAUGGUGGAGGUGCAAAAGCAGAUCAAAAUUAUCAGCUUUUUACUCAUAUUCAAAUACACAUUAUGACCUGUGUGUCAUACUGUGGUAUAACUCACAUACAGAAAACACAAAAAUGUUUUCACAAUUACUAAAAAAAACGCCCAUUUACCCUCUCAUGAAAAUUUCCUCAGAGGGCAUAUUCUCACUGUAAGAAUGUGCUGAAUAUUUUAUAGACACUUUCCCUCUAUGGCUUAAGGCACAUUUCCACAUGGACUUGAAUCUACUGAACUCAUUUUUAUACAUUUAAUAAAGCUAUUAUUUCAAAUGCAA